AUGGAGCGCUUCCAGUCUGAGGAUGCCCUCUCAGAUGUGAGCCUUGGGGCUAGCCCGACCGUGGGAGCUGCACUCGCAUCCUCUGCAGAAAUCUUCAGAGACCUGCUCUCAGAUGAGAACUUGCUUGUGUUUGCCUGUAUUGCUGAUGGGUUUGGUUAUUGUCUCCCCUUCUUUCUAGCCGGGUUGCCCUUCCUCAUCAUUGAAACAAGCACAAUCCAGCCCUACCAGCGGGGCUUCUACUGCGACGAUGACAGCAUCAGGUACCCGGUGAAGAUGAUGGAAACUAUCAACGACGCAGUGCUGUGUGCUGCAGGCAUCCUCAUCGCCAUCCUCGCUAUUAUAACGGGAGAGCUCUACCGCAUCCACUACCUGAAGGAGAAGUCGCGCUCCUUUAUCCAGAAUCCCUAUGUGGCUGCUCUCUACAAGCAGGUGGGCUGCUUCGUUUUCGGCUGUGCCAUCAGCCAGUCCUUCACAGACAUUGCCAAAGUGUCCGUCGGGCGCUUGCGGCCACAUUUCCUGGAAGUUUGCGAUUUGGAUUUCUCCACCAUCAACUGUGCUAAGGGAGUUUACAUCCAGAACUACACCUGCAGGGGAAGCGACAGCAAGGUCCAGGAAGCCAGGAAAUCCUUCUUCUCCGGGCACGCAUCCUUCUCCCUCUACACCAUGCUGUAUUUGGUGUUUUAUCUGCAGGCCAGAUUCACGUGGAAGGGAGCCCGCCUGCUCCGUCCCCUCCUCCAGUUCACCCUCAUCAUGAUGGCGUUUUAUACCGGCCUGUCCCGUGUGUCGGACCACAAGCAUCACCCCACUGAUGUGCUGGCGGGCUUUGCACAGGGAGCCCUGGUGGCUUACUGUGUGGUGUUUUAUGUCUCGGAUCUCUUCAAGCCCAAGACAAAGACUUGCCUGCCUCCACCACCCAUCCGGAAGGAGAUCCUUUCACCUGUGGACAUCAUUGAGCGGAAUAACCAUCAUAACAUGGUGUAGACCUUUGAGAUAUCGGAUGGGUGUUAUAUUUUAUUUUAAUUUUUUUUUUUUG
Messenger RNA from Aptenodytes forsteri (emperor penguin), 1033 nucleotides. It is a transcript of the gene PLPP3, whose product is annotated as phospholipid phosphatase 3. The transcript has 6 exons. Lineage: Eukaryota; Metazoa; Chordata; Aves; Sphenisciformes; Spheniscidae. The record is from RefSeq and is a predicted model, not a curated record. Gene Ontology annotation, biological process: phospholipid dephosphorylation; phospholipid metabolic process; canonical Wnt signaling pathway. The coding region runs from base 1 to 981 and encodes 326 amino acids. Gene Ontology annotation, molecular function: phosphatidate phosphatase activity.